This is a messenger RNA of Chanos chanos (milkfish), 2307 nucleotides long. It is a transcript of the gene klhl30, whose product is annotated as kelch-like family member 30. Lineage: Eukaryota; Metazoa; Chordata; Actinopteri; Gonorynchiformes; Chanidae. Gene Ontology annotation, molecular function: protein binding. Bases 224 to 2044 code for a protein of 606 amino acids. The transcript is spliced from 8 exons. The record is from RefSeq and is a predicted model, not a curated record.
CUGAUUUUAGCCUCCCAUGUCUGCCGGGCCUAAAAAUAGCAUAGUGAACGACAAGCUUGCUGUCCCAGUGACUCGACAAAAGACCUCAGUGUGACUUCAACUUCACAGAGUAACAACAAGCUUCCGUGAUAUAUGGAAUAUUUUUCCAAAAUAAUGUGUGAUCCCAGCCUUCAUUUAUCUCUCAGGUAAACACUGAACUAAGUUGCUGAUUGGCUCUCAGUGAAUGAAGGUUAGGCAUUGUGGGUCCAAGGACAGCAAAAUGGUUCGUAACGUGGAUGACCUGGACUUCUGUGUUUCCUCUCAUCCACAGAGCAUCCUGGAAGGCCUGCGUUCUCUUUGUUCACAACCAAAACUUGUGGAUGUUACUUUAAGUGCCGGUGGACGGGACUUCCCCUGUCACAGAGGUGUCCUGGCUCUUUGUAGCCUCUACUUUCGCUCCAUGUUCUCUGGGGACUUUCUGGAAAGCAUUUCCGCUCGUGUGGAACUCCAGGAAGUUGACCCAGACGUGCUCAGCACGCUAUUGGACUUUGCCUACACGGGCAAGCUGACCAUCAAUCAGGGCAAUGUGGAAGGCCUGAUCCGAACCUCCAGUCAGCUUCAGUUUCACGCAGUCAGAACUGUCUGUAGCCGUUACCUUCAACACCAGAUCGAUGCCUCGAACUGUAUAGGCAUCCUGGAGUUUGGAGAGAUUCAUGGCUGCCCUGAGGUUGUGGCAAAAGCUUGGGUUUUCCUCCUGGAAAACUUUGAGGCUGUGCUACAGCAGGAGGAGUUUCUGUUGAUGGAGAAAGAAAGACUGAUAGCCUGCCUCACUGAUGAGGGCCUCCAGACCCGGGAUGAUCGUUCUCGGGUCCAGGCAGCUCUGGCUUGGGUCCGACACAAUGAAGAAGUCAGGCUGGGUUACUUGCCAGAGCUGUUGGGCCUUGCCAAGCUCUCUCUCCUCCCUCAGGAUUACCUCAGUGAAACUCUUGUCAAGGACAGGCUGGUACAGGCCUCACCUGCUGGCAGAGAUCUUGUUGAAAGAGUCUACAGAGAGAAAGCUACUUCUGAGCCAGGAGACGCGGAACACAACAUAUCCCGGAGCGCCCUACAUAACCUGCAGGAGGUCUUCUUUGUGAUGGGAGGUCGUUCUCUUGACGACUCUGACGAUGAAGAUGAGGAGGAUGAAGAGAGAGAUCCCAUACUACGCCCUCGGAACUGUGCAUUUUACAAUACAAAGCUUUGCCAGUGGUAUCAGUUACCAGAUUUUCCUAAUUAUAACAAGUGGGGUUAUUCUGUCGUCUCCUUGAACAAUGACGUUUAUGUUACAGGAGGUUCCAGAGGCUCUCAAUCCAACACCUGGUCAACUACAGAGACCUGGAAAUACAUUACUCGAGAAGGGAGGUGGGUUACUGUGGCCCCAAUGCUGCGGCCCAGGACAAAUCAUUCCUCGGCAGCACUGAAUGGAGAGAUUUAUGUCAUUGGAGGUACUACUAUGGACUUUGUUGAGGUAGAACAUUAUGACCCCUAUAGCAACAGCUGGGCUUUUAUAAGUCCAGCUUUGAAAUAUGUGACUAACUUCACUGCCACAGCAUGUCUGGGAAAGCUCUACGUGAUUGGUUCCUGUGCUGUCAAGUACAAUGCCUUGACCAUGCAAUGCUACAACCCUGUGAUAGAUAGCUGGAGCAUCGUCUCCUCUCCCUUCAUUCCCAAAUAUCUUUCCUCUCCUCGCUCUGUCUCUAUGGAUGGAGUCAUUUAUCUGGUUGCUGACAACACGAAAAAAGUCUAUUUAUAUGAUCCAGAAGCCAACAUGUGGCAAAAGGUCCAGUCCCUCCAUAUGCUACAUGAAAAUGGAGGUCUACUGGUGUUAGGAGGACAACUUUAUGUCACUGGGGGGCAUUGGAAGGGCAUGGAGGGAGACUACAGUGUGGAGGUAGAGGUGUAUGAUCGUGCCUCCAACACCUGGAGAGUAGAGUGCUUCCUACCCCGGCUAUGGCACUACAGUGGCUGCUGUUCGCUCUUCUUGGAUGCCACUUUAUGGACCGAACCAUUCCCUGAUGAGACGUAGGAGGACCUUUUCUCAUAUAUACUUGUACAAACUACAAAGAUAAGCUCAUUUAUGGACUCAUGGACUGACAGGCAGGGUCAGUGUUUAUAUUUCACACCCCCUUGCUUCUUUGUUUCACCUGAAUUUUGUCAGUUCUCUGUAAUUGAAGUUGUUUUUGUGUAAGCAGGUGUAAUUUCAGUUUUAUCGCGUAAUUAUCAUGUCUAAUAAUGAGUUUGAUCACUCCCACCCUCUCCUUUACAAAAGGCAGGUAUAAAAAUUAAAAU